This is a messenger RNA of Truncatella angustata, 552 nucleotides long. RefSeq lists its product as uncharacterized. The record is from RefSeq and is a predicted model, not a curated record. Bases 1 to 552 code for a protein of 183 amino acids. The transcript has 2 exons. NCBI's taxonomy places the organism in Eukaryota, Fungi, Ascomycota, Sordariomycetes, Amphisphaeriales, Sporocadaceae.
AUGGCCAACCCCCUCUCUCCCCCAAAUAUGGAGUACAUCAACUCUAGUUCCUUACAAGCACAACAUCCCACGAUCUGUGGGCCGGCGGCGGCGGCCUCUGCGGACCGACAAAACACGGACCUGAUCAGUCUUGGACCCCCUGAUCCUGCGAAACACCAGCAGGUCCUCCUCCCACCGCCUCGCAAUCCAGGGGUCGUUGAAGCGGAAGUAGAAGCCGCAGCCGUCCCCGCUGGCGACGACCUCGAUGAUGUGAUUGAUGGGGAUGCGGAUGAGGACCCAAGUGCCGACGACGCGGGUGUCGAGGCGCAAGUGGUGGUGGCACCAGCAGGGCCGGAUGCGCUCGGCGUAGCGGCGGGCCUGCCAGUUGUUGCGGAAGCCAAGCUUGAGCCAGAGCGGGUCGAACUGCACAGCGACCUGGAUGUUGAUCGGAGCGUUCGACAUGGCUGCACGAUGGCUGUAGUAUCUUUCCUUGUGGUGUAUAUGAGCGAACUCCGGCCGAUGGGAGCUCUUGUCUUGUUAGCCUUGGAUGAGAUCGAGAGCUCAGUGUUUUAA